CAAUCGAUGACAGCGACGGUUUUGUGCAGUUUGUGGGAGUGACGACAUUUUGUCAAUAAAUUGUAAAAUUUUUCCUAAUUCAUAUUUAAAUUUGUAUAGUGUUUAGUGUAAUAAGCCAUAAAGAUGGCAGACAAUGAACAAAAGGCGAUGCAGCUAAUGGCGGAAGCGGAGAAAAAAUUAAGUUCUUCAAAAUCUUUCCUCGGGUCUCUUUUUGGAGGAUCGUCAAAAGUGGAGGAGGCAGUUGACUGCUACCUCCGAGCAGCCAACUUAUUCAAGAUGUCCAAGAAGUGGUCGCAAGCCGGGCAGGCGUUCUCCAACUGCUACAAGAAGUGUGAUCCUAAUGAGGCAGUGUCCUGUUUGCUGAAGGCGAUUGAGAUAUACACCGAUAUGGGACGGUUCACGGUUGCAGCUAAGCACCAUCAGAAUAUCGCGGAGCUGUAUGAGACGGAGUGCGUGGACGUGUCCCGUGCCAUGCAGCACUACGAGCAGGCGGCGGACUACUUCCGCGGCGAGGAGUCCACCUCUUCCGCCAACAAGUGCAUGCUGAAGCUGGCUCAGUACGCGGCCCAGCUGGAGCACUACGACAAGGCUAUACAGAUAUACGAACAGAUAGCGAAGUCUUCGCUGGACAACAGCUUGCUGAAGUACAGCGCGAAGGAGUACAUGUUCCGCGCGGCGCUGUGCCACCUCUGCGUGGACUUGCUGAACGCGCAGCACGCGCUGGACAAGUACUGCUCGCUCUACCCAGCCUUCGCUGACACGCGCGAGUGCAAGCUCGUCAAGGAGCUAAUCGAACACUUGGAAGAUCAGAACGUGGACGCGUUCACUGAGGCUGUGAAGACGUACGACAGCAUAUCCCGCCUCGACCAGUGGUACACCAGCAUGCUCGUGCGCAUCAAGAAACAGAUCAACGAUAACCCCGACCUGCGCUGAACACACCGCCAGCACACAACACGCGCACUCGUGUGCACGUGUCUACACACGCGUACACGUGUCUAGUGACGCGUAAGUGUCUCUAGUGACAUGUAAGUGUCUCUAGUGACGUGUAUGCGUGUUUCUUGUGACUUGUAUGCGUGUCUCUAGUGACACGUACACGUUUCUCCAGUAACGCGUAUAAGUGUCUAGUGUCAUGUAUGCGUGUCUCUUUUAACGCGUAAAAGUGUCUCUAGUGACGUGUACACGUGUCUGUAGUAACGUAUAAAAUAUCUCUUGUGACUAGUAUGCGUGUCUCUAGUGACGCGUACACGUGUCUCUAGUGAUGCUUAAAAGUGUUUUUAGUGACGCGUACUCGUGUUCUUAGUUAUGCGUAUACGUGUACCUGUCUCUAAUGAUGCGUCUACAUGCCGUUAGACACUUGACGAGUGAUUAGAGUGGCGCAUACGUAUACGUGUUUCUAAGGACUUGUCUAUGUGUCUCUAGUGACGUUAGACACUUUUAUGCGUGCCUAGUAACAAGUAUACGUGUCACUAGUGAGGCGUAUACGCGUUCUUGGACACGCGUGUAUGUGUUUUUAAUGACGCGUAUACCCAUUCUUAGAGACGCGUACACAUGUUUAAGUGGUAGUAAGUGUUUACGCAUUUGUGUUGUUUAGUAGCUUAUUUCCGUGUUUUGAAACUUCCAACACUCCAGUAUGCGACGUUUAUCUAAAAAUAUCAUUAUAAUAGUAUUUUUCGCAAUCCUCUACAUUUUUUUUAGACUUAAAUAAAGAACGCAGAUUAUUUUAGUGCAAUAUUAUCGUAAAUACCGUUAUACGACAAAAGGGAGAAAUAAUCUCAUUUUGUAUUUAAUAUUUUUCCUAUUCGUUCGCAUACGGAUUAUUUAAAUUUCUGUUAAACAAAAUGUUAAAUGUAUGUUUGAUUUACUUCCUUCAGAUAGCAUCAUAUAAAAAAAACAAAUGUCAUUAUUUUGGCGCCAUUUUUUUAGGUUAAUAUUUAAAAGGAAUUGUGGAUCGGGUUUUUUCAUGCGACUGCUCAAAAUCAAAGGAUUGGAUAAAGACGAUGGAAUUCAUAAAAUAUCUAGAAAUUACAUAUGCCUACUCAUUACCUAUUAGGCGCGAUUUUAAAACAGGAGCGGCCAUUUUGGAACCAUAGACAACGAAUUUUUUUUAAAGUAUCGAACCCUUUUUUUCUUUAUUAUUUGUGGCCGUUCUUGUUAAAUCGAUUUAGUAUUCAAUAUUUAGGUGAUAAAAAAAUAGUUUUUAAGUGGUUGGGAGUUUUUUUUUCCUAAAAUAAUUAAUCUUGUACGAAAUGCACUUCAUAAUGACUCGCUAAGUACACUAAGCAAUUAAAACAUAGAAAAUUAGCAUAUUUUAUAUCUUUGCGAUACUUGUGGAUUAAAAUAUAAGUAUUUAUUGGAUUAGAAGUUUUAAAAUGUAAUCAGUGGAAACUCAUAAUUUAGAAGAGUUAGUACAUACAGCUGUUUGUAGCGUAUAUGUACAUAAUACAGUUAAAAGACAUUUUUCAUAUGUUUUUUUUGUUUUUAAAUAUCUGUUCAAAACAAAGUUUUUGUUGCUUAACUAUUUCAUCAUCGUAAAUAUCAAGCAUUUAAAAGAGUAGAAUCUUUGUGAAUUAAAAAAAAAGUUAAGUUUGUUUAUGGAUAGUUUAUAAUCUUUGACAGUUACUGAAUCUGAAUUGUAGAUUAAAAAUUGAAUUAAAAUAACAUUCUCCCUUUAAAAUGUAAUGCGCUUUUUGCUUUUUCUAUCCUAAGCUAUUAUAAUCUGUCAUUCCGUUUGUUUAUCGAUAUGUAUCGAUUGUAGCAAUAAAAAUAUAUAUAUUUGUUGUUGUAAAUAUUCGAUGUUAUGUUAUUUAAAAUCGUUUUUAAUAAACAUUAUUUGUUUUUAUUUUAUUUUUCCUUUGUUUUUUUUCGAUAGUUACAUCACUGAAUAUCAUCGCAAUCGUGUGUUUUAUAUAGAUUAGUAUUUUGUUGAUUUGAGCAAUAUUAUUAAGGUAAUAAUAAAAAUUACCCAUCUAUAUAGAUGUCCCAUUGAAUAAAAAUAAUAUAGAAAAAGUUACGUUAACCUUUAUAAAAGUCAAGAUAAAAUAACCUCAAAGUCAAUGACCUUUGAAUUAAAAAUAUUUAUGUUAUAAAUGAGAAAAUAAUUUUAUUUAAAUCAGUACGUUUUAGUACCACUGAUAUUUUUCUGAUAAGUAUGAUAAUUGAUUAAAAUUAACUGUUCUUUUGCAUUUUAAUUAACAUUUAUGACAUAUGACAUUAAAACAAAAAAGUGUCAUUGGUGUUGCCCUGUUGAAUUCUUUUUAGGUUAUGACGACUGUCAUUGAGUUAGACACAUAUUUCUAAUUAAAAAUGUUUAAAAAUGCAAACUGUGUUACGGAGUAUUUAUAUUAAACUCUAAUGUUUUCCUAAUAUAAUCGGAAACACUUCAAAAGCGGAAAACAACAAUUAGGUCAAAAGUUUCUUUACUAAUGACGUAAUUAUUAAAAUAAUGUUACUAAUUCAGCUCCAUUAAAAACCUAUAACAGAAAUUAUAAGUUGUGUUUUAUAUUUUACGUUAAAAUAAUGUGACACGCUGUAUGUAUGUUACAAAAGUUCACGCAUUGAUUAACAGUUCGAGUCGCAGUUAAAUAUUCAGAAAAUUGUAACCACACUGGCAUUUGUAUAAUGUAAAAAAUAAAGCGUUAACAAUUAAAGAAA
This is a messenger RNA of Papilio polytes (common Mormon), 3651 nucleotides long. RefSeq names its product soluble NSF attachment protein (gene alphaSnap). Gene Ontology annotation, cellular component: SNARE complex; vacuolar membrane. The transcript has 7 exons. Bases 124 to 933 code for a protein of 269 amino acids. Gene Ontology annotation, biological process: SNARE complex disassembly; intracellular protein transport. Gene Ontology annotation, molecular function: soluble NSF attachment protein activity; syntaxin binding. The record is from RefSeq and is a predicted model, not a curated record. Lineage: Eukaryota; Metazoa; Arthropoda; Insecta; Lepidoptera; Papilionidae.